Molecule: messenger RNA, 354 nt
Organism: Heterobasidion irregulare TC 32-1
Lineage: Eukaryota; Fungi; Basidiomycota; Agaricomycetes; Russulales; Bondarzewiaceae
Product: Non-catalytic module family EXPN protein
Exons: 5
Coding region: 1-354 (117 amino acids)
Source: RefSeq, a predicted model, not a curated record
AUGGCAGUCUCCGUGAGUGCCGCCCCCGCUCAGCUUUCUCGCAGGGACUUCAGCGGUCAAGGAACAUUUUAUGUGCCUGGCCUUGGUGCUUGCGGUGUCACGAACACCGGCUCUGACUUGAUAGUUGCGAUAUCGGCUGCGAGGUUUGACUCCACUGGCACUGCCAAUCCCAAUCUCAAUCCUCUCUGUGGAAAGCGCAUCACCGCAAACUUCCAAGGAAAAUCGGUGACGGCCACCGUCGUUGACCGCUGCCCGGGAUGUGCCGUAAACGACCUCGAUUUUUCUCCUGCAGCGUUCGAUGCGCUCGCUGAUCCUAGCCUCGGAAGAAUCGAUAUUUCUUGGAAUUUCAUCUAA